Brenthis ino (lesser marbled fritillary) is the source of this 864-nucleotide messenger RNA. The record is from the annotation of a GenBank genome assembly. Lineage: Eukaryota; Metazoa; Arthropoda; Insecta; Lepidoptera; Nymphalidae.
AUGACAAGACAUGCAAGAAAUUGUACAGCUGGUGCAGUUUAUACUUACCAUGAGAAGAAAAAGGACGCUGCGGCUUCUGGUUAUGGUACCCAAAGUGAAAGAGUUGGUAAGGAUUCUGUAAAAAACUUCGAUUGUUGCAGUUUAACUCUACAACCGUGCAGAAACCCUGUUGUUACUAAAGAAGGCUACUUAUUCGAUAAAGAGGCUAUUUUAGAAUACAUAAUUACAAAAAAGAAUGAAUAUACCCGAAAAUUGAAACAAUACGAGAAGCAAUUAAAAAAAGAAGAGAACGAAAAGAAAGAGCUUGCUGCUGCUGAAAAAGAAGCAAACUUGAUUAAAUUUAUGAGUCGAGAGAAAAACAUUUCAAAUACUAAAUUAUUAGACUCGCAGGCAUCAAGUUCAGUCUCAAAUCUUGCAAAUGGAAAAGAUAAACAAUUACCAAGUUUUUGGGUACCAUCACAACUACCAGAUGCAAAAAUCGCCAAAGUAGAGAAGCCAGAUCCUACAGUGUAUUGUCCAAUAAGUGGCAGACCAUUAAAAAUGAAAGAUUUAAUUGAAGUGAAGUGGACCUUAGUAAAUGAUCCAGAUGAUAAAAAAUCUUUAAUUGCUAAAGAGAACAGAUACAUGUGUCCAGUAACACAUGAUAUUUUAAGUAAUGCAGUUCCAUGUGCAAUUAUAAGGAAAAGUGGACAUGUCAUAACAAUGGAAUGUGUAGAAAAAAUUAUAAAAAAAGAUUGGCUCCAUCCUCUAACAGGAGAUAAACUAGAAGAGAAAGAUAUCAUACCCCUACAAAGAGGAGGCACAGGCUAUGCACUUACUAACCAAAACCUAGAGGGCAAGAAUGAGAGGCCUGUAUUGCAAGCU